AAUAUCUGAAUUGAACAUGAGCGGCAGAGGCAAAACCGGUGGUAAAGCCAGAGCAAAGGCUAAGACUCGCUCCUCCAGGUCGGGACUGCAGUUCCCCGUCGGCCGUGUUCACAGGCUUCUGCGCAAAGGAAACUACGCCGAGCGCGUCGGUGCCGGAGCUCCUGUAUAUCUGGCGGCGGUGCUCGAGUACCUCACCGCUGAGAUCCUGGAGCUGGCUGGAAACGCCGCUCGGGACAACAAGAAGACCCGCAUCAUUCCCCGUCACCUACAGCUGGCGGUGCGCAACGACGAGGAGCUCAACAAACUUCUUGGCCGAGUGACCAUCGCUCAGGGCGGCGUGCUGCCCAACAUCCAGGCCGUGCUGUUGCCCAAGAAGACCGAGAAACCCGCCAAAUCUAAGUAAACAGAUCGAAGACUUGGUUACUGAAACAAAGGCUCUUUUAAGAGCCACCUAUUUUAUCUGUCAACGAGCGAUUUUCUCUGUUAAUAUUUACAAACCGCAUAAACGCUUUUG
Messenger RNA from Rhinichthys klamathensis goyatoka, 514 nucleotides. RefSeq names its product histone H2A-like. The record is from RefSeq and is a predicted model, not a curated record. Lineage: Eukaryota; Metazoa; Chordata; Actinopteri; Cypriniformes; Leuciscidae. The transcript has a single exon. Gene Ontology annotation, molecular function: DNA binding; protein heterodimerization activity; structural constituent of chromatin. Gene Ontology annotation, cellular component: nucleosome. The coding region runs from base 17 to 403 and encodes 128 amino acids.